Molecule: messenger RNA, 1190 nt
Organism: Microbotryum saponariae
Lineage: Eukaryota; Fungi; Basidiomycota; Microbotryomycetes; Microbotryales; Microbotryaceae
Source: the annotation of a GenBank genome assembly
AUGACCUACACGGCGACGCUCGACAGCUACCUGCCCCGUUCCCAGGACCUGCUCGCGGCUCUGCAACAGCUCUCGUCCCAACUCGUCGCCGCCCGACUCGACUCGUCCUCCUCCUCCAACACGACCGCGACCGACGAGGUCUCGACGCUCAACAUCGAACUGGCGACACAAGAGGCCGGGCCGCUCUUUGCGGCGCUGCAUGCAUGGAACAGGAAAGGGCUCGGCGAGAUCGCCGCGCUGAGGGACGAGACGAUGGAUGCGAGGAUCAAGAUGGAGGAGGCCUACUUGAGGUUGCAGGUAGGCUGUCACCCGUCAAGGGUGCGCAAGCAGUCGAAAUCGACGACUGAUCACACCUUUGGUCAUCACAGAACCUCAUGUUUGAAAAGGAUCAUUUGCAGAGAGAGAUCCUGGCGUGCCAACUCUACGAGUACGUUUCCAGCUCGGAUGCCUGGCUGUUUGUUCCUCCCGUCACUCAUUGACUCGGAUACGGUCCCCAGAUCCGAGUACCAACACCUUCCCUUGAUCCCCGAGGACGAAUUCCUUGCAAUCGCGCAAUCGCCGCAUCAGCAACCGGAAGAAGUGGUCCAACUGCUCGAAGAAUGGACUCAAAAGAACCCGUCCGACCCCGACCCGAGCACGGCCCUCAAGGCAGCACUGAUCGAUGAUCCCCAUCAACUCAUGCUCACUCGACUCCAAAACGAACACAACGAACGCAAGAGGUGAGUUGCCGCUCGCCGGCUCUUAACGAGGUCCCUCGCGCGGUAAGAAGGGCAGGCUGACGUCCGCGCCGCUCUCUGCCAGAUUGGACCGGGACAAGAAGGAACUCUCGGCAGUGAAGGCGGCUUUGGUCAAGGAGAACGAGAGGAAAAAAGCGAGAUUGGACCAGUUGGAGCAACGGUUAGAGUUGUUUGUCAAGGUGUGUUCAGAGCGAGGAAACGGACUCUUCCCUUCCCUUAAAAGGCGAAGCUGACCGUCCCGCCCCGGGAACUCUUUCACAGUCGGCCAAGACGAUCCAAACGACGAUGCACGGCGACGAAUCCAUGGCCGUCGUAUCAUCCAACAAGCUUGGUCAGGACGAGACGUCCGCUUCCACGGGGACAAGAGAAGACGGAGAGCCGACGUUGAAAGGUGCCGAACAGGAUGACCCGACGAUGGUGGUCGAGGAAGGGAUGGUCGUCGACGAGCCCUGA